This is a messenger RNA of Leptonychotes weddellii (Weddell seal), 3031 nucleotides long. Lineage: Eukaryota; Metazoa; Chordata; Mammalia; Carnivora; Phocidae. The record is from RefSeq and is a predicted model, not a curated record.
AGGCUCGCGCACUCAGCAGGUUGGGCUGCGGCGGCGGCAGCUGUGAGAGCUGAGGCGCUGCGCGUGAGAGGUCCCAGACGCGUCUGCGGCUCCAGUUCCGCCACCUUCCGCUUCUCUCACCCCAGUUUCGGUGCCGGGUGCUGAGAGGGGAUCGGCGCUAGCCUCGGGAACCUCGAGCACACCCCUGGCUGCUUCCGACACCGCCAUCCUUCCUUUCCCAGCCGCGGGCCUCGCUCGGUGCUAGGCGACUCUGCGGGGAGGCGGCGGCGACCGCUGCCUGUCUGUAGGGAGGAGUCCUGCCCUGCAGCCUUGCUCCGCCGCCGGGCCCUAAAGGGUCCGAGAGAGCUUGGCACCGGUCCUUCCUCUCGCCUUUUUCGUCAACCGGUUGGAGCAGCGUCGGUCCGAGAGGUCUCUGGGCUGAGGCGGCGGCAGCUCCUCCGGCUCCAUCAUGUCCGCGGGCGGAGACUUCGGGAAUCCGCUGAGGAAAUUCAAGCUGGUGUUCCUGGGGGAGCAGAGCGUUGGAAAGACAUCCUUGAUCACCAGAUUCAUGUAUGACAGUUUUGACAACACCUAUCAGGCAACAAUUGGUAUUGACUUUUUAUCAAAAACAAUGUACUUGGAGGAUCGAACAAUCAGGCUGCAGCUUUGGGAUACUGCGGGUCAGGAACGUUUCCGUAGCCUCAUUCCCAGUUACAUCCGUGAUUCUGCUGCAGCCGUAGUAGUUUACGAUAUCACAAAUGUUAACUCAUUCCAGCAAACUACAAAAUGGAUUGAUGAUGUCAGAACAGAAAGAGGAAGUGAUGUUAUCAUCAUGCUAGUAGGAAAUAAAACAGAUCUUGCUGACAAAAGGCAAGUAUCUAUUGAGGAAGGAGAAAGGAAAGCCAAAGAGCUGAAUGUUAUGUUUAUUGAAACAAGUGCAAAAGCAGGAUACAAUGUAAAACAGCUCUUUCGACGUGUUGCAGCGGCUUUGCCUGGAAUGGAAAGCACACAGGACAGAAGCAGAGAAGACAUGAUUGACAUAAAACUGGAAAAGCCUCAGGAGCAACCAGUCAGUGAAGGAGGCUGCUCCUGCUAAUCCCCCAUGGCAUCUUUAACUUUUCUCCAGAAGCUCACUGCUUUGGCCCCCUUACUCUUUCAUUGACUGCAGUGUGAAUAUUGGCUUGAACCUUUUCCCUUCAGUAAUAACGUAUUGCAAUUCAUCAUUGCUGCCUGUCUCGUGGAGAUGAUCUAUUAGCUUCACAAGCACAAAAAAGUCAGUGUCUUCAUUAUUUAUAUUUUACAAAAAGCCAAAUGAUUCCAACAUAUUCCACUUUAAAAAUUAGAUACAUUUUUCUCAACUUUUUUUUUUCCUUUUCAAUGUUAUGAUAAUGUACUUUAAAAUGAUGGAAAUUUUAACAGUAUAUGGUUUGGUUAAGGAACAGUUGUUCAUAGCAGCACUUGCCUACCUACUCGAUCUCUCUGCUUUUCUCACCUCUCCCUUACUGCAUUCCCUAUUCUUUCUCUCUCUCCCUAAAAACAGACGAGGUAUGACAAAGCAGCAGUCAGACCAAGCCCAUUGGAUCCUUCAAAUUUAGCGAUACCACUUGCUCGAACCUUGGGCCAGAAUGUCCAAAAUUAUUAUUGAGCAGUGAUAUAAAUUACUUAGACUUUAUUUGAGGUCAAAACUCAACUAUUAUGGUAGGCAGUGCUUGAAUAAGACAAGGGUUCUGUUGCAUCUUCAAAAUGAGUUCUAAUGAACACACUGAGUACUUAGUAAGUUAAGUGAACAUAAAAUGUGUUUCAGACCAAAUAGAUGACCCUUUCACAUGUUAGUCUCUGGGAGAGAAGGGUAACAGUGCUUCAGAACAUGUUUUUAAUACUGAAUUCUUCUCUGAACUGUUUCUGCCAGGAUUUAAAAUUGUCAAGAUAAAGUUAUUCUCUUUGUUUAAAAAAAAAAAGAAGAAAACUUUUGUAAGCAAUAGAUUUCUCUUGGGUUUUCUUUCUUCAAAAAAUGCUAUGUAGGCAAGGCACUAUAGAAAUCAAAUUCCUUUAAGAAGAACCAGUGGAAGAAUUUAAACUUGGCACCUUGAUCAAAACUACAAUAACCAGUAGAAACAAUGAUAUCUAAAGUUUACCAACAAAAGAAUCCUCAACAGAAUAGCAAAUACUUUGCUCAGGACAUUUGAGGUCAAAUUGAAAAUAGAAACAGGUUUCUUAUAAGCCCCUAGAGGCAGAUCUGGAAAAGCAUACAUAGAAGAGGGAAAGGAGAGAAUGGAAAUAAAACUCAAUAUUAUGCAGAUUUAUGCCUUAUUUUUUAGCUUUUUUUUUUUAAUGUUGGUUUUGCUUUUUAUUAGGUCUGUAUAGUUUGGUAAUUAACCAGUGAUUUAGUUUUAUAUUGAAGCUAAAAUUAAUCUUUUUUCUUUGGUGAUAUUUAUUUCUUUGCCUUCUUUUUUUUAAACUACUUUCAAUUUUUAGAUGUUUUGUCCAGUCUGUUUAGAGCUUCAUCACCAUGGCAAUAUAUAUUUCCCUUAAAACACGGUAAACAAAUAUACUAGGAGUGCACCAUUUUAAUCUUUACUAGUUAUUGUGAGAUUGCUGUGUAAGUUAAUAAACACAUUUGUAAAUACAUUGUUUGCAGGAAGAAAAUUUCUGAGUUACAGCUCAGGAAAAGCCUGCUGAAUUUACGUUGUAAGCAUUACUUAACACAGUAUAAAGAUGAAAAGACAACAAAAAAUAAUUCAUACUUCUUCAUCCCCUCAUUGCAACAAAACCCUUAACUGGGAGAACCUUAUUCCCCUCUCUUUCCUCUUCCUUCUCCAAUUCCCACUUAUUGUCACCUUGUAAUAUUCAGAGAGCACUUGGAUUAUGGGUCUGAAUAGAGAAAUGCUUUCAGAUAAUCAUUAGCCCACAUACCACUAACUUAUACUCAAAGAUGGGAUGGAGUUGUAAAGUGCUUUUAUAUAAUACGAUAUUAUUGUUAAAGGCGAGGGUUGACUCUUUUGUUUCAUUUUGACAUGGCAUGUCCUGAAAUAAAUAUCAAUUCAAUAUGGCA